Molecule: messenger RNA, 2697 nt
Organism: Heterocephalus glaber (naked mole-rat)
Lineage: Eukaryota; Metazoa; Chordata; Mammalia; Rodentia; Bathyergidae
Gene: Metap1
Product: methionyl aminopeptidase 1
Biological process (GO): proteolysis
Cellular component (GO): cytosol
Molecular function (GO): metalloaminopeptidase activity
Source: RefSeq, a predicted model, not a curated record
CGCCGCACCGCCCCUCCUCCUCCUCCUCCUCCUCCUCCUCUUCCUUGAGGCGCUCCUCCGGCGGGCGGCCAGCAUGGCGGCCGUGGAGACGCGGGUGUGCGAGACGGACGGCUGCAGCAGCGAGGCCAAGCUCCAGUGUCCAACCUGCAUCAAGCUGGGUAUCCAGGGCUCAUACUUCUGCUCGCAGGAAUGUUUUAAAGGAAGUUGGGCUACUCACAAGUUACUGCAUAAGAAAGCAAAAGAUGAAAAGGCAAAGCGAGAAGUAUCCUCCUGGAUUGUUGAAGGUGAUAUUAAAACUGACCCAUGGGCAGGGUAUCGAUACACUGGUAAACUGAGACCACAUUAUCCAUUGAUGCCAACAAGGCCAGUUCCAAGUUACAUUCAAAGACCAGAUUAUGCAGAUCAUCCCUUAGGGAUGUCUGAAUCUGAACAGGCUCUUAAGGGUACUUCUCAAAUUAAGUUACUCUCAUCUGAAGAUAUAGAAGGAAUGCGACUUGUAUGUAGGCUUGCUAGAGAAGUUCUGGAUAUUGCUGCUGGGAUGGUUAAACCAGGUGUAACUACUGAAGAAAUAGAUCAUGCUGUACACUUAGCAUGUAUUGCAAGAAAUUGCUAUCCUUCUCCUCUGAAUUAUUAUAAUUUCCCAAAGUCUUGUUGUACCUCAGUGAAUGAAGUCAUUUGUCAUGGAAUUCCAGACAGACGACCUUUGCAAGAAGGUGAUAUUGUUAAUGUGGACAUCACUCUUUACCGCAGUGGUUAUCAUGGGGACCUGAAUGAGACGUUUUUUGUUGGAGAUGUGGAUGAGGGAGCACGGAAACUAGUGCAGACAACAUAUGAGUGCCUGAUGCAAGCCAUUGAUGGAGUGAAACCUGGUGUUCGAUACAGAGAAUUGGGAAACAUUAUUCAGAAGCAUGCGCAAGCAAAUGGAUUUUCAGUUGUUCGAAGUUAUUGUGGGCAUGGAAUCCAUAAGCUUUUUCAUACAGCUCCCAAUGUACCCCACUAUGCCAAAAAUAAAGCUGUUGGAGUGAUGAAGUCGGGCCAUGUAUUUACAAUUGAGCCAAUGAUUUGUGAAGGUGGAUGGCAGGAUGAAACCUGGCCAGAUGGUUGGACUGCAGUGACGAGAGAUGGAAAGCGUUCUGCUCAGUUUGAGCAUACUCUGCUGGUAACAGACACUGGCUGUGAAAUUCUGACCCGGCGACUUGAUAGUACACGGCCUCACUUCAUGUCCCAAUUUUAGUUUCUUCUAAGAUACCUUCUUACUGUACUAUGCAUUUUAUUGAGAGUACAGAAAGGAAGAGGUAGUUUUUUAUCACUUGUUUUGACUUCAGAUAAGAAUGUUCUACAGCAUUUGGUGUGACUCAACUUGUCUUGAGUCUGAAAAAGCUGAGAAGAAUAAAGGAAACAUUGCUCGACUCCUUUCACUAUUCCCCCUAACCCCUAUUCUCUAAACAGCUGUUUUCUCAUUUGCCCCUUGAGCACUUUUACUUAAACCCGCUUCUAGUUGCUUUUAUCACUGCCACAGACUGGCCAUCAAGAUCCAGCUGCUUUCCAGUGAAUGUUGAAGAUGAAAAUCCUUGAAACUCUUAACAUCUGUUGCUCCAAAUUUUUAUUUUAUAUAUAUGUGGAAAUAUAUAUAUAUUUUAAAUUCCAUAUACAUAAUUAUGAACACUAUGUGACCUUUGGUUGAGAUUAACUACUCUGACAGGGUUACUUGCUGUCAUAAAUGGAUCCAUAGAUUGUAGUGACUUAAUUUCUAGUUGGGAAUUGGCCUCCUCUCUCCUUCAUGCAAAUUAUUUAUACCUGUAAUUGUGUGUAGGGAAGGGCUCAAUGAGACCGUCUCCCCAGUGUGGACUUUGUGUCAGCAGAUAAAUGUGGUAAAUUUGGUUCAGAAACAUAUCCAUGCUUUUUAAAGUCUAGUUUGUGGCAAAAAUAGCCAUGCUCCACAUGGUGGCUGACUGUUGCAAGACAUGAGAAUUUUGUAAUGCACUGCUAUUUCAGACUUCUAUUUGGUCAGAAAUGGGAGAGGAAAAGCCCCUCUUACUUCCCCUCUCUUUUAUUUCAAAGGCAUACCUUAGAGACACUUAGAAAGGGUGGAGAUUGCACUGUGGAGGAUGAUGGGGAUAGAAUUCUAAAAUGUUUCUUGAUGUGAGCACAGUAAAUCGGGGCUAUGAGAGUCUUGACAUUUAGUAAACCUAAUAGUGAUGAGGAAGGAACGUUUUUGAGUACUAUAACCUUGCAGUAGGAAUACUGCUACCUGUGGUGUGCUGAAAAUACACCUAUUCAUAAUGGAGAACCUCGUUAGAAAAUAGCCAUGGUUGUCCAGAAUCCAUUUCUUUCAACAUUUAUUCAGAUACAAGUGUACACUGAAGAUGGAUCAUUAAGUCAUUGUCAGUAGAUAUUAGAGUGUACUUGAUUACUGUGUAUCUGAUGACUUUCUUGUAAUUUGAUACCACUGAACAUUAUACUUGUAAAAGAACAUCUUUCCCAGAGUGCCUCAGACCUUAAUUGCUUUAAGAGAAUUAUAAUGUUUUCAUUACUUUUAUUAUUUUAAUGAUUUAGUAAAGUGACUAAAUCUGCUAUAGACUUUUGGGGGUAUGUGUGUAAAGUUUUUAUCAAGCUGUAAUAUUUGUGAAUGGAAUGCCUUGUAAUAUGAAUGUUAAUAUAAUGUGUAAAGGGAGAUUAAAAAGUUUAAUUAUACUA